This is a messenger RNA of Sinocyclocheilus anshuiensis, 1310 nucleotides long. Its product is annotated as activin receptor type-1B-like. NCBI's taxonomy places the organism in Eukaryota, Metazoa, Chordata, Actinopteri, Cypriniformes, Cyprinidae. The record is from RefSeq and is a predicted model, not a curated record. The transcript has 3 exons. Gene Ontology annotation, biological process: cellular response to growth factor stimulus; protein phosphorylation; cell surface receptor protein serine/threonine kinase signaling pathway. Gene Ontology annotation, molecular function: transmembrane receptor protein serine/threonine kinase activity; ATP binding. Gene Ontology annotation, cellular component: signaling receptor complex; plasma membrane. The coding region runs from base 28 to 579 and encodes 183 amino acids.
UCUCAGUGCGAUGGGAGUCCUGUGAGGAUGGACACACGGCGAAUCCUGCGACUCUUGACCGUUUUAUCAGGACUGAACGGAGCGUGUGAAGCUCUGUUCUGUAACUGCAGCAGACCACAGUGUGAGAAGGAUGGGUAUAAGUGCGAGACCAACGGGGCGUGUAUGGCCUCCACCUCAGUCUUUGAAGGACAGGAGGAGCAUGUGCGGCUCUGCAUCCAGAAAGAGCAUCUGAUUCCUCUGAGCCAGCCGUUCCACUGCCUCAGCGUAAAGGGACUGCUGAACACUCACUGUUGCUACUCUGAUUACUGCAACAGCAUCGACCUCGACCUACCAACCGUGACAAACGCACCGGGUUCAGGGCAGGACUGGGGGCCGGUGGAGCUCACUGCAGUGGUGGCGGGGCCGAUCUUUGUGCUGUGUGUGCUGGUUCUGCUGGGUCUCUUUCUGUUCCAGCGCCGCCAGCGGGCCUACGGUCAUCGGCAGAGACUGGAGGUAGAGGAUCCCAGGACUGAACACGUGUUCCUGGCCAAGGACAAGACCUUACAGAACCUCUCCACUUCAGGAUCUGGGUCUGGUUAGUAUUGUAAGAAUUACAGAACCUCAUAGACACUUUAAUCUUCUGAGACGGACAAUACACACAAAGUGUAUUCAAAUACAGACAUCUGUUUCCACAUCUCACUGAGAGAAAAUGCGAGAAAACGUCUCUCUCACCUAUGCAUUUGUUCCUUCUCAUCCCCUUCCUUCCCCUCACCCAUCCUUCCCUCCAUUCAGCUCACUCAGAAUGGUCAAGUAUAAUAUAAUGUUCUAAAUGAAUGCAGGUGAUAUUUACAGUCAUGUUUGGUAUCAUUUGAAUAGUCUCAGGGCAUUUGGUACAAUGGUCUCAUUCUUACAAGAAGUAAACUAAAAGGUGAUACAGAUCCUAAGAGUUUAGAGAUAUUUGGCUCACUAUAGAGGGUGUGCUGUUUCCCAGUGUCUUUCAUGCAAAUUACUUUCUGUCCCAAAAGGUGUUAAAUCUACUUACUCAAUGCAAAUUUCAAUUGUUAGUUUCUGUCUCAUUUUCGGGGGAUGACUGUCUUGGUCUUAAGGUAUUUAAGUGAAAACUGCAAGAAGAUCGGGGAGAUUCUGUAGCCAGAAAGACCAUAGUGUGGUGUGUGUCUCUGCACUCAUACUUAUGACUUAUAUAAGUAAACUUAAACUUAUACAUACUAUGUUUCUAUUUUCCAAGGUCAGGUAUGCACCUUUUACUCUUAGAUUUAUCUUUGAGAAUUUGAUGUCUUGUAUUGAUUUGAUGUCUUUGAAUUGGCUGUGUA